Podarcis raffonei (Aeolian wall lizard) is the source of this 4145-nucleotide messenger RNA. Its product is annotated as vomeronasal type-2 receptor 26-like. Bases 218 to 1366 code for a protein of 382 amino acids. Gene Ontology annotation, molecular function: G protein-coupled receptor activity. Gene Ontology annotation, cellular component: membrane. Lineage: Eukaryota; Metazoa; Chordata; Lepidosauria; Squamata; Lacertidae. The record is from RefSeq and is a predicted model, not a curated record. The transcript has 3 exons. Gene Ontology annotation, biological process: G protein-coupled receptor signaling pathway.
AAGCUUUCAAGAGAUCAUAAUCCCGUCCCUUGAAUGUAUUUUCACUAUGUUGUGUGAUAACAUAGUUUGAGCAUUUAUAUGUAUCUUCCAUCCUAUUUUCAUUAUUUAGCUCCAUCAGAUUCUCAGAAGUAUUUUAUUUAACAACAGUGCAGGAGAAAAUGUGCGUUUUGACACAAAUGGUGAAUUAAUUGCUGGCUUUGACAUUAUAAACUGGCUCAUGUUUCCAAAUCAGUCCUUUCGUAGAGUCAAAAUUGGGAAGAUAGACUCUCUGGGUAUCCAGGAAAAACCGUUCACCAUUCAUGAGGAUGCCAUUGUAUGGCCCAACCAAUUUAACCAGACUCGGCCCAUUUCUAUAUGUAAUGAUCAUUGCGGUUCAGGUUAUAGUCGGACCAAGAAGGAAGGGAAGCCAUUUUGUUGCUAUGACUGCAUUCCAUGUCCAGAAGGAAAGAUUUCCAACCAGGAAGACAUGGAUGACUGUUUUCAAUGCACAGAAGAUCAGUAUCCAAACAUUGGACAGGAUAUAUGUCUUCCAAAAGAUAUAAGCUUCCUGUCUUACGAUGAACCUCUGGGGAUCAGUUUGGUCACGUUAGCUCUUUUAUUGACUUUCACUACAACUUUGGUGCUUAGGAUCUUCAUCAAGCACAAAGAGACUCCCAUAGUCAAAGCCAACAAUCAGACCCUCACCUAUGUUCUCCUUAUAGCCCUCUUUCUCUCCUUCCUUUGUCCUUUGCUAUUCAUUGGCCAGCCCACAAAAAUAACCUGUCUCCUUCGACAAACUGCUUUUGGAGUCAUCUUCUCAGUAGCAGUGUCUUGCAUAUUAGCAAAAACAACUAUAGUGGUUCUAGCUUUCAUGGCUACCAAGCCAGACUCCAGAAUGAGGAGAUGGGUGGGGGAAAAUCUGGCCAUCUCCAUUGUUCUUUUCAGUUUCCUCAUUCAAAUGAUGAUUUGUAGUGCCUGGAUGAUAGUCGCUCCCCCACUCCCUGAUUUAGACAAGCACUCAGUGACUAAAGAAAUUGUACUGCAAUGUAAUGAAGGAUCAGUCACCAUGUUCUACUGUGUCCUAGGCUUCAUGGGAAUGCUAGCCAUUGUCAGUUUCACUGUGGCUUUCCUAGCUAGGAAGUUACCAGACAGUUUUAAUGAAGCCAAGUUUAUCACUUUCAGCAUGUUGGUCUUUUGCAGUGUGUGGCUGUCCUUUGUUCCUACCUACCUGAGUACCAAGGGAAAGUACAUGGUGGCCGUGGAGAUCUUUUCUAUUUUGGCCUCUAGUUUUGGAUUACUUGGCUGCAUCUUUUCCCCCAAAUGUUAUAUCAUUUUGGUGAGGCCAGAGUUAAACAGCAGGGGACAGCUUAGCAUAAGAAAGAAUUAAAGCAUGAACAAGUCUAUUAGAUGUAGCAAAUCAUAACUGGACUACAUCUCCUUGUAUUCAUUUUGCUUCUUCUCAGAAUGCCUCAACCCAACAAAGCAAACAGAGAAGCCCAUGUAGCUGUUCUCCCUGGACUUUCCCCUGACAAAGUACUCUGAUUAAGGGAAGCAGUGGAUCAUGUAUCCUAGAUUCAUAGACUGGGGAGGGACCGUAAUUCCACGAUGCUGACUACACAUUUUGGAAACUACAUUGGUUACAAGGUCUUCUAUAAUGAGCUUCUAAUUUCUUCCUUCCCCAAUACAACAGUGGUCCCUUAUUAUCAAGUCAAAGGGUAAUAAAAAAAACAGUUCUGAAUAUGUGACAAACACAUUUUCUUCAACAAUUCCAGAGGGAAUUCUUAGCACUUUAUGAGUAAUUACAUUGCUUCUUGAUUAUUAACAGGGCUAUAAUUUGAGCUGCUGCUUCUCAAAAAACAAUGGGGACUUACAGUGACCACUGACUUGUGAUCCACAAGUCUGGUUUUGGAUACUCCAACAUUGCAUCAUCUCGGGAAAAUAAACUACCAUUUAAACAAGACAUUUUUUAUCUUGGAGAAGAUAAAACAUAGUUUUUGCAUAGAACAACCAGUUGCCUUUGUAUUGAGCAUGGUGGUUUUAGUGUUCUUGCUGCUGGAACUGAUUUCUUACAUUGUAUGUCAGGCUCAAAUAGCAAAAUGCAAGCUCCAAAGUCCACACCGUCCACUUCACAUGUAUCAUCAGCCAGGAGAGUUCCUCAUUGGUGGCAUAGUUUCCCAUGGUGGCUUCAUCUCCUCUCCAGCAACAUUCACUGAGGAACCCCCACCAGCGCUGCCUGAAGAACUUGUGUAAGAACUAAGCCACUUAUUUAUUAUAGCACAGGAAUGAUCAAACUUAGUUUCAGCCUCAGAAUAAUGACUGAGGCUGCAAACUUAUACCCAUUUACCUAGGGAUAACCACUUUUGAUUUCAGUGGGACAUAUGCUGGUGUAUAAUCCAUAAGAAUCUUGUGUGAAUUAAAAGAAUACUGUAGAAGCUCCCAUUUCUCAAUAGGGAAAUAAAUAUAAAUGUAUUGAAAUGUGUAUAUAUUUGUAUGUCUGAGAUAGCCCUUUUGAACAGCCGUUUUCGAUAGACUUUAUCUGAACAGGAGUGUAAGUGAGAAUCAAUUAAAAAAAACUGUUCUGAACCAAAAUGCCCAUAUCAUUUCAUUUUCUGAUCUUAGUCUAAUAUUUGUUUCACAAUGAUAGUAUAUAUUAUGAAGUAUAGAAAUCUGUGAAUUACAACCACUCUCACUGCCUCAUGAACAAGGAAGCUGUCAUUGCAUGACAGAACUGAGAAAAACUGUAAAUGUCAGCGAAAGACUUCAGAUGUUUCAGGGAAAGACCCCAGGGGUUCCAAUGUUCCAAUGGGCACCACAUUAGCAACCCCUGGUCUAGAUACCAUUGGCCUUUACAGAUUGGAGAACUGGGGCAAAACUAACAAAAUGAAUUUCAGUCGGGACAAAUGGCGGGUUCUGCACUUAGGCAGGAAAUAUCAGCUGCACAAAUCUAAGAUAUGGAAAACCUGGCAUGCCAGUAGCACAUGUAAAAAGGAUCAAAGAGUCUGCAUCAACAGAAGUAUAGUGAGCCAAUCAAAAGAAGUAAUAGAGGAGUGCUAUUCUGCCAUGCUCAGACCACACCUGGUGUACUUUGUUCAGUUGUGUUCAGCACUACUUAAGAAGGAUAUUGACAAGCUUCAACGUGUGCUGAGGAAGGUGACACAUAUGAUUAGGUGUCUGGAAACCAAACCUUGUGAGGGAACGUUGAGGGGGUUGGGUAUUUUUAGCUAUGAAAAUAGAAGACUGAGGGGAAGUAGGAUAGCUAUUCUCAAGUAUCUCAAAGCCUGUCACCAGGAAAAUGGAGCAAGCUUGUUUCCUAAAAAUCUAGAAGAACUUGCUGAUUAUAAUAACUGUUCAGCAAUGGGAUUGACUGAUAGUUAACUCCACUGAACGGAAAAUGAUUAACUACUGUGUUGAUAUGUAAAAGGAUAUAUCAGUUCCUUCUAUUGCCAUUUGCAACUCUCAUUCUAGGGUGGUGCCUAAGGUUUACCAGCACAUCAUGGCCUUGGCAUUUGCAGUCAAGGAGAUCAACAAAGACCCUCACAUCUUACCCAAUAUCACCUUGGGUUUCCACUUGUAUGACAGCAAUAACAAUGCAAGAAACACAUAUUUUGCCACACUGCUGCUUUUAUCCAGGGUGGAGAAAUUUCUUCCUAACUAUAUAUGUGAUGUUGAAAGUAAUCUGGCAGGGGUCAUUGGGGGACUUGAUUCUGAAAUCUCCUUUUAUGUGGCAACUGUUUUGGAUAUCUAUAAGAUUCCACAGGUAGGACACCUGAGUACAAUACCUCUAUUAGCUUGUAUAGAGAAAGAGGCUGAAUUCACAGCACCUGUUCAGGGUGUAUUACUAGUUCAGAGUGAGGAUGGAAUUUGGAGCAGAACCAGUUCCUUGGAAAAUACAGAAGGUACAGAAUUAAAAUAAAAUAAAAUUACCUGAAUAAGGGGAAAGAAACACUGCGAUACAAGAAAAAAUAUGUCACACCCCCAAUCUCUUACACACACCUCAAGCACACUGAUAUCCCAAAGGCCACUGAAUGUUUAGGGGGAAAGGGCUUUCAAAUUAAACAUACUCUGGAGGUAUGGCAAAUUGCAGAUACAGUCCAAUUCUGCAGAAGAACAGUAAUAGUACUAAGCAGCUGGUUCCAAUGUGAAAUAAAUGUUCAUAAGUGAAGUCU